Cyclopterus lumpus (lumpfish) is the source of this 4030-nucleotide messenger RNA. RefSeq names its product G protein signaling modulator 1b (gene gpsm1b). The transcript has 15 exons. Gene Ontology annotation, molecular function: GTPase regulator activity; protein binding. The coding region runs from base 373 to 2313 and encodes 646 amino acids. The record is from RefSeq and is a predicted model, not a curated record. Lineage: Eukaryota; Metazoa; Chordata; Actinopteri; Perciformes; Cyclopteridae.
UGUCUGCGUGGAGGGAGUGACAGAGAAGCGGAACGACAGAAAGAAGAAAAGGGCAGCUGUCUCUGGAGGAAGUUAUUGUGAGGGGGGCCUCAUAGCGGGAGGAAGCAAGCUAGGAGGCGGGCAGGCAGGCACGCUAGCAGCGGUUCUAUGGCUCAGUCGGCUGCUAACGGUGUGGACCAGGACCUGGCCAGCAAGAGGCUGCACUCAAGGUGUGUGUGUGUGCGUCUGUGUGUGUGUGUGUGUGUCUCCAGGUUGGACACGUUCACAGCACGUAGGGCUUUGGUUGAAACGUGCCAUGUGGAUGCAGGACCAUAUGUACACAGUCAGGAGAUGAUCCCAUGGAAGAAAUCUGAACACAGAUGCACAUAGAGGAUGGAGGCCUCUUGCUUGGAGUUGGCCUUGGAAGGAGAGCGGCUGUGCAAGGCGGGGGACUUUAAAGGAGGGACCGCUUUCUUUGAGGCAGCCGUGCAGGUCGGCACAGAAGACCUGAAGACCCUCAGUGCCAUCUACAGCCAGCUGGGCAAUGCCUACUUCUACCUCAAAGAGUACGGCAAAGCCCUGGAAUACCACAAACAUGACCUUACUUUGGCCAGAACAAUAGGAGACCGAAUUGGAGAAGGAAAAGCCAGUGGUAACCUUGGCAACACAUUAAAAGUGUUGGGGCGCUUUGAUGAGGCUGUGGUGUGCUGUCAAAGACACCUGGAUAUUUCUCAAGAGCAGGGAGACAAGGUUGGAGAGGCCAGAGCUCUGUAUAACAUAGGCAACGUGUUUCAUGCGCAGGGCAAACAGCAGUUAUGGGGCUGCACCCAGGACCCAGGGGACCUGCCUCUGGAUGUCAGAGACACUCUGCAAAGGGCUACUGGCUUCUAUGAGAUGAACUUGUGUUUGGUGAAAGAACUCGGAGACCGAGCCGCUCAGGGGAGGGCCUAUGGGAACCUGGGCAACACCCACUAUCUGCUGGGAAACUUUGUCGAAGCUAUCAAGUUCCACCGUCAGCGAUUAUCCAUAGCCAAAGAAUUUGGGGACAAAGCAGCAGAACGACGAGCCUACAGUAACCUCGGCAAUGCCCUGAUAUUCCUGGGCCAGUUCAACACCGCGACUGAAUACUAUAGGAAAACUUUGCAGCUGUCCAGGCAGCUGAGGGACCAGGUGAUGGAGGCUCAGGCCUGUUACAGCCUUGGAAACACAUACACUCUUUUGCAGCAGUAUGAGAGGGCCAUAGACUACCACCUGAAACACUUGUACAUAGCCCAGGAGCUUACUGAUAGAGUUGGUGAGGGCCGUGCCUGCUGGAGUCUGGGAAACGCAUACGUGUCUUUACAGAACCACAAACAAGCUCUCCACUAUGCCCGGAAGCAUCUGGACAUUUCUAAAGAAAUUGGAGACAGAAAUGGGGAACUGACCGCCAGAAUGAAUGUAGAGCAGCUGAUGGAGGUUCUGGGGGUCAAUGAGAGCGACCUUUCACCUUCCAGUUCAGAGUUUGAGAUGCAAGGAGCAAGACCCAAGUUCACCAAGAGAAACAGCAUGGACAGUGUGGAACUGUGGAAGUACUCUUCAGACAAGAACGGAGAGAGCCAAGACUUGGAACGUAUGCCCAGGAGAUCCAAGAGUCAGCUGUCACAGCCGGGCAAAAGAAAAGGCUAUCCGGACAGUCAGUCAUCAGAUGAAAGGCCCUGGUUGGACUCUCCUGUUGACACGGAUGACAUCACUGUGCAAGUCCCACCUCCAGUGCCAAAGCUGGGCCGGGACCCGUCCGAUGAAGACUGCUUCUUUGACCUCCUUAGCAAGUUCCAGAGCAGCCGCAUGGAUGACCAGCGCUGCCAUCUUGAUGAGCCGCAGAACGGAGACGACGGGGAAGGUGCCGCGAACUCCGUGCCGUCCCUAAACGAAAUAUUAGAUCCUGGCAUUACCACUUCCCCCCAGACUGAAGAGCUGUUUGAUUUGAUUGCGAGCUCCCAGAGCCGCCGUCUAGAUGACCAGAGGGUUAAUGUCGGUAACCUUCCAGGACUGAGGAUCACUCAUAACAAUCUGGGACACUUGGUGGGUGAAGGAGAUCAUCAAGAACCCAGCGACGACUUCUUCAACAUGCUUAUCAAGUGCCAGUCCUCUAGGAUUGAUGAUCAGCGCUGCUCCCCACCAGAAGCCGGCCCCCACGCCCCCACAGUGCCUGAUGAAGACUUCUUCAGCUUAAUCCAGAGGGUGCAGGCAAAGCGUAUGGACGAGCAGCGCGUCCAGCUGCCCUCGGACGACCAGGACGACCAGGACGACCCGGACUCGCCUGAUCCCGAGCCGCCCGGUGGUUUUUCCAGCUAGGACUCGGUGAAUAAUGCGGCGUGAAUUCAUGACAAGCGGAAGAAAUUAAAGGAGGGAUGAGCCAACAUUUAAAGACGGCACUGAAGGGUGAACUAACACGAUUUUUUUUAAAUAACAAGACAGAUUCCAUGUGCAAUAGGUGGUGCCCUGUCAAAUGUUGCUCGAUGUGUUGUGUUCUAAGUGUGUGUUUAAUAUAAGGGGAAAACAAAGCAGACUUCAAGCUCGAUGCCGUAAGAAGGAAAUACAUUUUGAGAUAACAUGAAAUAAUGUACUCGAUCUAAUGCCUUAAUCAGCAUUUUUUGUUUUUCAGACUGAAGAUUGUAUUUCCUGCUGCCAGAUGUGUUCUGUAGAGGCACAUGAUGGGCAUAAAGUGUAAGAUGUACGAUUAAUAAACAGACCUACAGGCAUGAGUCGUGGGGAUCACAACGAUAUGAUGAUGGUAACUGUAUUGAUGAAUAACAUCUGAGAAAUUACAGAUUUGCACUAAAUUCUUAACCAGUUUUAUACAGAUAUGAAAUAUAAUGUAUAUAGCAACUGUUCUUAUCAAACGAUCAAUGGUGCUUGAUCAUUAAAGGGUUGUGGUUCCCACUGCUCAUAGACAACUGGUUUUAUUUGUGCAGUAUUCCGGAUCAUCCAGUGAAACUACUUUGGUCAGUUUAAAAUGUUCCACUCAUUGAUAACAAUGCUUCAUUUUCGUUUUCUGACAAAGUAAUAUGAUUUAUUUCCCACAUACAUGUUAUUCAUGUGCAUUCCUGCAUUUAUAUAAGUGCAUCUCCUAACACAGUAUGCAGUAACCGAGGUUACCGGGGCAAACGACAUGAAACGGCUGCUUCUUUUAUCGAUCCAAGAAUAAAGUUGUGCGAGGAUUGCAGCUCCAGUUAUGCGUUUCUGCUUCGCUUUGGAAGUAAUGCAUCCCAUAAUGUUGUCAACAUCUGAUAACAGACGACUGCUUACUGUCAUUAUUAUCAUCCCUUAACAUAGACAUAGAGGCAGAAUGGAUAAGAUCAAUGUGUGAUAUUUUAACUAAUGCCAUGAACAAUAUUGAAGCACGACUAGUGUGCUGCCUCCCGGUGGUCAGAACCUUGUAUUACCUCUGAGAAAUACAGAGUAAUACGAUGUAUUGGGGGUGGAAGGCAACAUUAUAAUGAUAAUAUUGCCACACAAUACAGGCAUGACUAUUCGCAUAACUUUCCUCUAGUUUCAGCAACAGUGUUUCGCCAACUUGCACCAUACAUGUUCUCAUAAAGGUCCGAGUGUAUCCUUUCAGUUCAGUGUACAUUUAGAUAUAUUCUUUGCCAUAACAGUUCCCAAAUCAGCAGGAGAGGUACAUUUGAAUCGGCUAAGAGUUUGAAACCUCUUUAUAAUGGUACCGUUAAAAAAAGAAGUUGACAGUGCCGAUGGGCUUGGUUUUCAUUCUUAAGUCGUGCAUACCUCAUUUUUGUACCUCCAAAGCUCAUGAACUGAGAGUUCUGAACCAGAAUGGAUCAUGAACCACGUUCACGGUGGUUGUGUUUGAUUCGUCCAUCUUUGAUAAACAACACAUUGGGAGCUAAAGUAAAUAUUUUCUUUUUGUGAAUUAACAUUUUUUAGAAAGUUCUUGGUACGCUUCAAUUUGUCUUUUGCCAUAAUUUGUACAUAUAAAUAUAUUUUGUAUUUAUGUUCCAUAUGAGGACAUGAAUAUGUCCCCUCGUGCUUUUAAUAAAAUGUUUCAGAUGUU